AUGUCUUUCGGCUUCUCUGCCAGCGACGUUAUCGCUCUCUUGAAUUUGGCGAGAGGCGUAUACAAAGGGUGGAAAAGAGCCUGUGGUGACUAUGCCGAGAUUACCCGCGAGCUGGAUGCAUUUAAAAACAUUAUAGCCAGGGUGGAAGUCGAAACUCGAGCACCCAGUUCGUUACUUCAACGAGAUCCCCAGGCCCUCAAAGAGUGCAGAAAGCUGUUGAAGGGAUGCAGCCCUCUCCUCGAAGGAUUGCGCAAAAUCCUGAGGGAAUAUUCGAGCCUUGGUACAGAUCAAAAAAGUACUUGGGAGCGAAUCAGGUUUCAGAGCAGCAGUCUGCAGUCCCUUCGCGAUGAACUUGUUAGAAAGACGACAUGCUUACAUGCCUAUCUCUCCGCGCUUGGAUUCAGUUCACUUGGCCGCAUCGAGAACGGAAUGAGUUCACUUGGCCGCAUCGCGAACGAAAUCUUUCCGCAGCUGCUCGACAAAAUGACCGAUUUGGCCAGACAGAGCAGAAAUAGGAAUGCCUCUCUCUCUUCUCUAACAACAUAUGAUAACGAUGAUAAAACAGUCUGGCAGGAAUUUCGGAGGGACCUCUGCACAUCAGGCUUCAGGAGUUCAGAUAUCAGGCAGUUCGCCCCGGCGCUCAAGACCUUCCUUAGACAACUUCAAAGCACUGGAUAUCUAGAUGAAGAAAAUCCCCAAGAAUUCUCGUCCAGUCCUUCGCCACAGCGAUCACCUAGUGUAGAUCGCGAAACCCAGCGGCAAACACCCUUUACGGAUAUAUGGAUUCAGCUCGCUAAUGAGAAUCAAUACGUGGACGAGGCCCGAGUAGACGGAAAAGGGAAACAGCGCAGUACAAGCCAGUACUCUUUGCCAAAUAACUUGCCAUCCGAAAAUAUUCCAGAACAUGACAGUCAACCAAAGCACCCUUCCACAGAACAUUUGCAGAGCUUUAUAGGGAACAAGAGGUUGACAAAUGAGCAACCUCAAUUCACUGACAACGAAAUAACUUCUGGUGAUGAUGAGGACUGCUCUGACCUGUACUCGGAAUCAAGUGGAGAUGAAGUCGAGGCUGCCGGAGAGCUCUUAGCGGAAGGAUCUGACAUCAGCAUUUCUUGCACUGAUAUCGCAACUCAACUAUUCAAGGCAUCACUCAAUGGCCGCUUCCAGGAAGUCGACCUACUUCUUAUGAGAGGAGUUGAUAUAACAGCUACAGAUGAAGAAGGGUGGACAGCACUUCAUUAUGCGUCACUUGGAGGCCAUGCUGAAAUUGUCGAACUUCUCAUGGCGAACGGAGCGGAGUUUACGAUCACAGAUGAAGAAGGGUGGGCACCUUUACAUUGCGCUUCAGACCGAGGUCACGUCGAUGUUACCAUCCUACUCCUGAGGAACGGAGCCGAUGUGACGGCUAUGGAUAAAUCCAUGAUAACGCCACUGGAACGGGCGAAGCUUAGGGAACACGUCGAACUCGCCGAACUUCUCCAGGAGUCUUUCCGUUCUCUCGGGGGAAUAUCUCAAGCGAACGUGUUCUAG
This is a messenger RNA of Fonsecaea multimorphosa CBS 102226, 1530 nucleotides long. RefSeq lists its product as uncharacterized. Gene Ontology annotation, cellular component: cytoplasm. Bases 1 to 1530 code for a protein of 509 amino acids. The transcript has 2 exons. Gene Ontology annotation, molecular function: phosphatase regulator activity; protein binding; enzyme inhibitor activity. The record is from RefSeq and is a predicted model, not a curated record. Lineage: Eukaryota; Fungi; Ascomycota; Eurotiomycetes; Chaetothyriales; Herpotrichiellaceae.